AUGUCUUCAAUAUCUCCACCCAUGCCCGACAAAGCUCUCCUCAACGAUGUCUUCUUCCCUCUCCUUGAAACCAUCGGCGCCACUCUCUCCAAGAACUUCGAAGUCCGCGCCGCAUCAACAGAAGAUCUCCUCACCGCAACCUCCACUCUCACCGAGUACAUCACUGCCUACUGUGCUCGCAACAUGCGCGGCUCCCGCAACCCUCUCGACCCCGCCGAACUCGCCAUCCACGUCUUGCGCACGCGUAACCCUGCUGAAACAACCACCAACGAUGCGGGCAAGAAGAUCAAGGGCGAAAAGAAAUGGUACUAUCUAAUUCUUGCUGAGACGGAGAAGACAGGUGAUGUACAUAUUUUGGCAGAAGGUAACUUGAGGAAGGAUAAGAUUGAUUUGGUGGAGGGAUUCAUGGAGGCUGUAAUGAACGAGAUUGAGAAGUGGAAUGAUCAGGACGAUGGAUAG
Parastagonospora nodorum SN15 is the source of this 459-nucleotide messenger RNA. RefSeq lists its product as hypothetical. The record is from RefSeq and is a predicted model, not a curated record. The coding region runs from base 1 to 459 and encodes 152 amino acids. The transcript has a single exon. Lineage: Eukaryota; Fungi; Ascomycota; Dothideomycetes; Pleosporales; Phaeosphaeriaceae.